Molecule: messenger RNA, 1141 nt
Organism: Eublepharis macularius
Lineage: Eukaryota; Metazoa; Chordata; Lepidosauria; Squamata; Eublepharidae
Gene: FOXP3
Product: forkhead box P3
Exons: 9
Coding region: 1-1107 (368 amino acids)
Biological process (GO): regulation of transcription by RNA polymerase II
Cellular component (GO): nucleus
Molecular function (GO): RNA polymerase II cis-regulatory region sequence-specific DNA binding; DNA-binding transcription repressor activity, RNA polymerase II-specific
Source: RefSeq, a predicted model, not a curated record
AUGGCCCAGGCACACUCCCAGAUGCCAGAAAGUCUGAAGAUAUCUGAAGAAGCGUCCCUGCUGGUUCCAAUGCCUGGCCCCAAGUCAUCCUCCUCUGCAGCUCCCAAGGGCUUCGUGCAGAGCAGCCCCAGAGGGGGGAUUCAGAACCGGCCCACAGUCCUGAUCCGUGCUGUACCUUCCAAGCAACCAGUGCCCCACGCCGACAGCGGCCACCCUCCGCCUCUCCUGCCCUUUCACGGGUCGUUCCGGGUGUCCAUGAGCCAGGCCGCCCAGAGCCUCUCCCAUCUUCGAGGAGUGGAUGUUGCAAGCUGCAACUGGGGGCAUGAAGCUGCUCUCAGCGCACCCCACUCCCCAGAGAGACCCCCAGGGAAGAAGCUGUCCCUGGGCUCCGUGCCCUGCUUUCACCCCUUUCCAGAUGGAAGACUCGCAUGCAGGGAGCAGCUCAUGAUUGGCAUCGAGCAGCAGAUGCAGGAGGACCUGGUGCACCUACUGGAAGAGAAGCUGGCACAAGAGAAGCACAAACUGCACGUCAUGCGGGCAGAGCAGGCACACAAGCCCCCUUUGCAGCACCCGUACGCCCCAGAAGCGACCCUGUUAGGUCACAGCAACAGGCCGAUGAGUGAACUUCCCGUUCCGGGCCACGUCUCCAACAGGCACGGAGCCCACGGCUGCUCAGAGAGAAGUGUGGAAUAUGAGCAGUUCAGCACCACCCGUCCCCCCUACACGUAUGCUGCCCUCAUUAGUUCGGCCAUUCUAGGAUCUCCAAAGAAACAGCUCAGCUUGAGUGAGAUCUAUCACUGGUUCAGCAGGAACUUCAGCUACUACAGAUGCAACUUACCUACCUGGAAGAACGCCAUUCGACACAAUCUUAGCUUGCACAAAUGCUUCGUGCGUGUGGAGAAUGUGAAGGGAGCCGUGUGGACGGUGGAUGAGGUGGAAUACCAGAAGCAAAGAAGCCCGCAGAGGUCCGGCUACCCACCCCAACUUCCGGGCCAAGAGGCAGCUGGAAGCUCUUCCGUACCAUGGGAGGGGGGAAGAGGCCAGCUGGCCACGGACAGGAACAGUCAGCGGUGCCUGGAGUCUUCCCCGUUCCCUCAGGGCUCAUGACUCACAGGGUGGGCGCUGCCUUCCCCAUGGGGGG